GCGCCCGCGCCGCCUCACGGGCUGAGCGGAGCCCCGGCCAUGGAGCUCCGCAGGUCCAUCUCGGCCAGCGCCGAGGCCGAGAGACCCAUGCGGCGCUACGGGGCAGUGGAGGAGACGGAGUGGAAGGCGGAGGCGCUGGGCAGAAAUCAACUUGACAUCAUUUCAAUGGCUGAAACAACAAUGAUGCCUGAGGAAAUUGAGCUGGAGAUGGCAAAGAUCCAGAGACUUCGGGAAGUCUUAGUCAGAAGAGAAUCAGAACUCAGGUUUAUGAUGGAUGACAUCCAGCUGUGCAAAGACAUUAUGAACCUUAAGCAAGAGCUGCAGAGUUUGGUAGCAAUCCCAGAAAAAGAAAAAACAAAGAUGGAGAAGCAAAGAGAGGAUGAACUGAUUCAGAAGAUUCAUCGACUGGUACAAAAAAGAGAUUUUCUUGUGGAUGAUGCAGAGGUGGAGAGAUUACGGGAAAAAGAAGAAGACAGAGAGAUGGCUGAGUUCCUUCGCACCAAGUUAAAACCCAUAGACAAAGCAACACAGUCUCCUACCAGCAGCCCAGCAGAAAAGAAGGCAGAACCUCCUCCAAGCAAGCCCACCAUUGCCAAGGCAGGGUUGGCAAUUAUUAAAGAUUGUUGUGGGGCCACGCAGUGCAACAUCAUGUAGAGCCCUGGGCUUCCUGCCCUGCUUGUCUUUGCAAUGUUUCCAUUGA
Molecule: messenger RNA, 700 nt
Organism: Pseudopodoces humilis (Tibetan ground-tit)
Lineage: Eukaryota; Metazoa; Chordata; Aves; Passeriformes; Paridae
Gene: BMERB1
Product: bMERB domain containing 1
Biological process (GO): negative regulation of microtubule depolymerization
Cellular component (GO): microtubule cytoskeleton
Source: RefSeq, a predicted model, not a curated record